UUGACGUGCCACAUGGCCGAACAAGAUGACUUUGGAUUUAUUGGAUUUGGAAGAUGCGCGAGACCCGCCGUCACCCUCUUCCUUCCACGAAGAUGACGCUAGGAGGUUUGGUUCGAGAUCUUGGUCGAAGUGUAAAGGUUCUUCGCCCCCUCGAAGAUCGCAAGGGGCUCUACGGGCUCCGCCAAAGUCCAGCCAUGCUUGGUUGGAGGUGGCUGAUGAGCCCUCAAUAGACUGGCUGCGAGAUUUCCUGGCAAAGUACAGGACCGUGCAAACACCGCAGCCUCAAAGCACAGGCCUAGCCCGUUCUGAUUCGCCUGCAAGCAGAAGGGUGAUGGACUUUAUUCUGCCAGAGGAGUCCAAGCUAUGCAAGGAUUUCAUGCAAAGAUUCCUGUUGCGUUUGGAUGAGCGGCGCUCAGCAGAGCGUCAGCCGACAAGCAAAGCUGCCACGGCAAGACAGGUUGCGAGAGCCAGAUCUGUGCCGGCCAAGGGACAAAGGGACUCGACAGACAAAGGGAUGCGCGCACGAAGCACCGCAAGGGAAGAAUCCCCUGAAGUGGUCGCCGCAGUGGCCCGAGCCCGACGGAGAGCCAGCGAUGAGAAACGCCGCCAGGCGAAGGCGGAAGAAGCGACGGCCAAGGCACUGCAAAAGGAGCGCUACGGCAAGAGGGACGAGCGGUUGGCCCGAUUCAGUGAAGACACGAAGGUGAAACAACGCGUCCUUGCCAGAAGACCGUCGCCGCGGAGGAGUAGCUUUGGUGCUGGGCUUGGCCUCGACUCGGAGCACCUGGAUUUGCUGUUGACCGAGGAGCUGUUUCCACGUUGCAAAGUGUCUGGCCAGGAGCUUGACUUGAUGUAACAUGCACCGGCUCAACUCUUCGAUCGGUUCUGAGCAGAGACUGGAGCUGGACAAAGCGCCAGACCCCGUUUGAAAA
Molecule: messenger RNA, 932 nt
Organism: Cladocopium goreaui
Lineage: Eukaryota; Dinophyceae; Suessiales; Symbiodiniaceae
Source: the annotation of a GenBank genome assembly